AUGAAGUUCCUCACCCUCAGCUCCCUCCUCGUGGUCGCCCUCGCCACCGCAUCGACCACCUUUGCUGCGCCUUCGACCGCGGCCGACGUUCUCCUCGGCCGCGACGCGCCAGCCAACGUCCUCGUCAAGCGCAACGGCACCAUUGCCAACGGCAGCCGCUGCGCCGAGGGCGCCAACGACUCGUGCCAGUCGGGCUACUGCGACCGCGGCGCGUUUGGCUGGAAGCUCUUCAACAAGUGCCAGCCCAAGAAGGCAAACGGCCAGGACUGCCCCAAGACUGACGUGGCCUGCGCCUCGGGCUACUGCAAGCUGCACAACGCCUUCAAGUCGGGCACCUGCGCGCCUUACCCGACCGAGAAGAACACGCUCAAGACGGGUCAGGAGUGCGGCUUCGACUUCCAGUGCGCCUCUGGCCGGUGCCGCGCCGAGUUUGGCGUCAAGGAACGCAACUGCGAGAGCGGCAUCUGCGCCAAGGCCAACGCCAACACCCCGCUCCGCUGCGCUCCCAAGAACCAGAAGCUCGACUCGCUCUGCUGGGACCCACGCAUGUGCAUGUCGGGCAACUGCCCCGCCUCGACCGACGGUAGCAGCAGGUGCCAGGCCGCUCCGGCCGCCCCCGCUGCCCCUGCCACCCCGGCCGCCCCCGUUGUCAUCAAGGCCUAA
This is a messenger RNA of Pseudozyma flocculosa PF-1, 663 nucleotides long. RefSeq lists its product as uncharacterized. The record is from RefSeq and is a predicted model, not a curated record. The transcript is spliced from 2 exons. Bases 1 to 663 code for a protein of 220 amino acids. Lineage: Eukaryota; Fungi; Basidiomycota; Ustilaginomycetes; Ustilaginales; Ustilaginaceae.